CAAUUGUAUGUGCGCGUUGUGAUAACAAACAAUAGUGAUAAACUCUAACAAAAAAAUUAGUAAUUCGGGGAAUCCACCAUUGACGAUACUUAAGCCGUUAUGCCACAUACAAAAAGAACAACUGUAAAAUAUACAUAGUGUGUGCAGCCGAAGUCAUUCCAAAAACGAACGUCACAGUGAAUGAACGGUACUGAACUAACGUCUGAAACGAAUAUUUGUUUUUGUCUCAUUAAUUCUUUCCAGUGUCAAUAUAAUUGUUAAAAAAUUAUAAUAAAAAAAGAGUUUAUAUUUUAAGUGACUGUAGAAAAUUUUCAAAUGUCUGCUUUAAGUGAGAACGGUGGAGAUGUUAAUAGGAUGGCUGCUACAACUGCACAAAAUAAUUUGAAACCUCAUACCGCUGAAAAGUGGGAGAUUGAAGCGAUUGGUCAAUUUCUAUUCGAAGAAUAUCGGAAUUUAUUAUUUGGUUCGCGAACCGACUGGCUGACACAAAAAUCGGAUUUACGUUAUAGAUUUCGAAAAUACCUGGACAAUGAUAAAACAGGAAUACGUGAACGUUUAUUGGAAGCAAAUGGCACAUUCGAUAUUGGCACCUUACUUUAUCGCUGCCAUUACCUGAUCAACACGGAAAAGGGUUCGAAUUUCUAUCGUAUUAAAAAUUCGUCAUUAUUUGAAUAUAUAAAUAAAAGAUGCGAUGAAUUAGAUGAAAAACAAAAGAAUGGCAUAUCAACUGAAUUCAUGUCAGGUGAAAAUGGCAGUAAAACAUCCACAGGCUAUGGUGAUCCGGCCAUUACAGGCUCAUUACAAGUGGAUGAUAAUGCGCCGACACACGAACUCUUGUAUGAGGGUAGUCAAGAACAAGAACGGUCAGCCACAUUUCAACUCACUAAUAUGGGCUGUUACAUUUGCCAAAUGAAUUUCACAUCACCAGAUGAUUUUGAGAAUCAUGUUGAAACUCAUGGUGAUGAAUCUGAUUUUGAAAUAUUAAAUAACUACAAUAAAAGCACUACAUCAAUAUUUAAACUCUCCUAUAAUAUUUGCAAAGAUUCGCAUUAUUUUCGCUUCAAUUUGGCAGCCGUUCGACCGAAUAUUAUUAUUGAGAAAUUAGUUGUGGUACAAACACGUACUUUUUACUAUGUUAAUAAUACGCGUGUACCUUAUGCGUUGGGUGAGGAUUGCAGUGAUUAUUUCUUUGUUGAUAGUCAUCUCUUUAGAAAGGGUGUUGUACAACCGAUUGUUGUGGUAUUCCACGAAAAGUCCAACAAAGGCAAGCGUGUUGUGGAGCAACAUCACUUUUGUCGUGUUGAGGAGUUCCCCGCAGUUAAAAUGAGCUUUAAUCCGUGUCGUUUAUCAGAUAAAAUUAAAUUUAAACCAACAUUUCCACUACCUCACUAUAUGCCACCGGCCGAAAUUCGCAAUGCUCUUCGUACCGAUUUAAUUGAAAGACCAUUAACCGAACUUUCGAAUGAUUUUAAAGAUUACUUAUUUAAUGAUAAAACUUUGACUCAGCAAAAUAUACGUGAGGUGCUGUUGAAAUUAUUACAGAUUGAGGAUUGGGAUACUAUGCGCGAGUAUUCGAGUUUGGUUCAACGUAAUGUUAAAUUACGCACUUAUGAAAACGAAUAUAUCAUUAAGUUGAAAACACCGAGACACAUACGCGUCGAGAAUAUAAUUUUUCCUUUUGACGAUGCUAUUAUCUUGCCUUCUGAUGAAGACAAAGCCAUACCAACCUCAUUGGAGGGUUUAAUGAAUAAAAUGGAAGAAUUAAUUGACGCAUUAUCCAAGAAAGGAAAGAAAAAGUGUAAGAGCUUUUGCGGUUUUAUUGAAUGUGUUUCAAAUGGUAGAGUGACCUUUAAGUGUGAACAAAAAAUACCGAUUGAUAAAACAUAUACCGUACUUUUUCGUCCAUCGCGUAUGGUGUUACGUUAUCAAUAUCGUGCCUUGGAACAAUUGGUGGCGAUGCCGCAACUCACACUGAAACAAUUUCUUUUUCCGGAUAAAAUCUUACCACGCCAAAUGUCAGUUAUAAGGUUGGAUCUACUUAACAAAACGAUUUAUAAAAAUCCGGAACAAUAUCAGGCAAUACAGUGUGUGGUGGAUAGUAUUGGGACACAAAGUGCACCCUAUAUUAUAUUCGGACCGCCAGGUACCGGCAAAACGACGACACUUGUCGAAGCUAUUUAUCAACUAUAUAUGCUCCAACCACAAUCGCGUAUACUCAUUACAGCCGGUUCGAAUGGUGCUUGUGAUGAGAUUGCAUUGCGCCUGUGUAUUGCAUUUGGUUCAAAAAUUGAACCAAAUACCAUAACACGCAUUUAUGCGCGUUCGUAUGAGAAUCGUGCAAUGAACUUAAGCGAUGUACUCUUGGAGCAUUCAAAUUUAUAUGGUGAUCAUUUUCUACCCGCUGUAAGCGUUUUGCAUACAUAUCGUAUUGUUGUAUGCACAUUGAGUAUUGUGGGUCGCCUGGCUACGGGUAAAUUUGGUAAAGAGAUGUGCGGUGAUGGUGUCUUUACGCAUGUCUUCGUUGAUGAGGUGGCCGCUUCAACGGAAGCGGAAACACUAGUUGGUCUUAUGUCAACACUCAGUGCGAAAGCAAAUUUAAUCAUUUCCGGUGAUCAUCGACAAUUGGGUCCCAUUCUGAAUUCGAAACGUGCUGCUGCUAUGGGCUUAGAGGUAUCAUUGAUGGAACGUUUACUGAAACGAGACUGCUAUCGUGUCGAUGUAGAUGGCAAUUAUAAUCGUCAAAUACAAACACGUUUAUGUCGUAACUAUCGUUCGCAUCAUGAGAUUGUUAAUCUCUAUAGUAACAUGUAUUAUGAUGGUCAGUUGAAAGCUGAGGCUGCAUCAGAUGUAGAAAAAUUGUGUCGCGAUUGGUAUCGCUCACCCAAUGCCGAAUAUCCAAUUAUAUUUCAUUCAAUUUUCGGUCCUGAACAAAGAGAUAAAAAUUCAACGAGCCGUUAUAAUCCACUCGAGGUCGCCACUGUUAUGGAUUAUGUAAGAGAUUUACUAUAUUUCGGAAUUAAAGGGCAUAAAAUCAAACAAAGUGAUAUUGGCAUUAUAACGCCAUAUAAAAAGCAAUAUAUGCGCAUACAAGAGGAACUAAAUCUACGCAAUUGGUAUCAAGUCGAAACUGGUGCCGCCGAAUCGUUUCAGGGUAAAGAGAAAAACAUUAUAAUUGUUUCGUUCGUGCGUUCUUUCUCAAAUUCAUUAGGUUUCGUAGACUGUCCAAAGCGUUUAAAUGUGAUUCUCUCACGUGCACGCUCACUACUCAUACUAAUCGGCAAUCCACGCACAUUGAGUAUUAAUGGUGAUUUCAAAAGUAUUAUCGAAAAGUGUCAAGCGCAUAAGACCUUAGUUGGCGCUAAGUACUUUGAUGAUAAUGGCAUAAAUCCCAAUAGGACGGCAACGAAGGGUAAAAAUUUGAAUGGAAAAAUGGAGAAACUAAACAAAUCUAUGACAGCAUUAAAUGUUAGCAAAGAGAACAUUACACAGAUUAAUGGUAAUAAUGAUAAUAAUGGGAAUAACGAUAAUGAGAAUGAUGCUAAGAAAUCCCAAAAAGCUAGGCAACGUGGAUGUCGCAGAAAGAAAAAUGCACAAAAGAAAGCACAAGCAAAUGAAGCUGCAUUCAAAACCGUUAAGCCCAAUUCAGCCGAAAAGCAACGUCAAACAUUUGAACGCUACAAGGAUCUCUGUCUAACCGAUGAACUUUAUAACAAUGCUGGCGAUAAAAACACCACUAAACAAAUGAAAUCCGAUAUUGAUGAACUCUUCGAUGUUCUGCCACGCGUACCACGCAAUAAAACGCCACGAAGUAAAGUCAAAGACGAUGACUUUGAAAUAAUCGAUUUGCCAACAAAUCAAAAUUCAAUGCACAAUGCGUUUCUAGAACGUUUGGAUCGACUACAGAGGACACAAUCACAAUCACAAGCACAAGCACAAGCACCGAAGAUACAAGCUACAACAACAUCAGCUGGUAUUGGUGGUACUGCAACAUCGCAACGACCAGGCUCAGUAUCGAGUGGAGGGAAUGGAACGGCAGGCAACUUACAAAGGAGAAAUACUCCCUCCAUGGGAGCUUGCCAAUCAGAAUCGGCAACUAAUAAUGCACGUCCGUCGGUUGUGACCACUAAUACGCGUCCAACGGGUUUAACCCCUAUGAGCCAGCCAUUGGGAUUUACAACUAAUCACGUUCCAUCUGGCCUAAAUACUAAUACCCGUCCUGCGGUAUUGACAACUAAUAAUGCACGUCCUUCGGUUGUGACCACUAAUACGCGUCCAACGGGGUUAACCCCUACGAGCCAUUCUUUGGGAUUAACCACUAAUAACGCUUCAUCUAGCCAAACAGCUAAUACCCGUCCAGCGGUAAUGGCAACUAAUGCACAUCCUUUCGGAUUAACAUCAACUAAUCGUCCUACAGUAUACACUACGGCAGCGAGUGAUUCAAACCGAACUUCAUUUGGUGCUUCAUCUACUUCGAUUAGUGGUCGUUUACCAAUUCAUGCGGUAAACGAAAGGCCAACACAACGGGCCGAAGAAGUCUUUGCCCGUACAGAGUAUCCCACGCAAUUUAGAUAUACAAGAGUGCGCCAAGAGAAGAAAUCUUCCAAGUGCGUUAUCGCCUAACACUAGAAGUUGAGCGUGCGAAUGAUGUUUGCUUGACGCUUACUAUCCCAUUUUAUUAAAA
Messenger RNA from Ceratitis capitata (Mediterranean fruit fly), 4681 nucleotides. RefSeq lists its product as uncharacterized. The record is from RefSeq and is a predicted model, not a curated record. Gene Ontology annotation, cellular component: cytosol; P granule. The coding region runs from base 316 to 4620 and encodes 1434 amino acids. The transcript has 14 exons. Lineage: Eukaryota; Metazoa; Arthropoda; Insecta; Diptera; Tephritidae. Gene Ontology annotation, molecular function: RNA binding; 5'-3' RNA helicase activity. Gene Ontology annotation, biological process: regulatory ncRNA-mediated post-transcriptional gene silencing.